AGUAGCUUGAAUCCUACGUCAUUCAGUCUUCCAAAGUCCAGUCAAAAACGGGUGGGCGGGAUUUCCGUGGGCCUGGUAUUCAAGUUUGGUUGUAAAGCUUUCCCCCCGCGUGUGAGCUGACAUACUGCUACGCCGAGGAGAACGUGUAUCCACCCUACCACACCUCUUCUUCAAGCAAACUCCUCGACUCUUUUGGAUGCUAUUCGAAACUUGAAAUUGUUCUUCAGCCUUUUAAACGGAAUGGAUUUUGAAAACACAUAACUUGGAGAGCUUCUAGUAAAAAGUGUGUUGAAAUAGCCCACCGGUGGAGUUUGUCAGCGUUUGAGGACGUCGCAUUAGGCGUUUCUGGAAGGGAAAUUAACUUAAAGCUGCAAUGGAUCAAGCCAGCGGUGGGGAGGAUCCAAAUAAGCCCUCUAAAAAGAAAUCCAGCGAGGAUGAGGGUAAAAACAAAAAGCUGAACAUACACAUAAAAACAUUGGCUGAUGAUAUGCGUGAUCGUAUUACCAGUUUUAGGAAAACGGGGACGAAGAAGGAAAAGCUCCUGAUACAGCACCCAACAGAUCCCCUGUCUACCCAAACGGAACUUCCUGUUCCUCAGCCUCUUUUUGAUGAGCGGUCCAUGAACCUCUCAGAAAAAGAAAUCAUUGACCUCUUUGAGAAGAUGAUGGAGGACAUGAACCUGAAUGAGGAUCGCAAAGCGCCGCUGCGAGAAAAGGACCUGAGCACCAAACGCGAGAUGGUGGUCCAGUACAUCUCAGCCACGGCCAAAUCUGGUGGACUGAGGAACAGUAAGCAUGAGUGUACCCUUUCUUCCCAAGAAUACGUCCAUGAACUGCGUUCUGGCAUCACAGAAGAAAAGCUGCUCAAUUGCCUGGAAUCCCUCCGAGUGUCUCUCACUAGUAACCCUGUCAGUUGGGUUAAUAACUUUGGCCAUGAGGGUCUCGGACUUCUUCUGGAGGCACUGGAAAAGCUGCUGGACAAGAAACAGCAAGAGCCCAUUGAUAAACGCAACCAGCAUAAACUUAUCCAGUGUUUGAAGGCUUUCAUGAACAAUAAGUAUGGACUGCAAAGGAUCUUGGGAGAUGAGCGGAGUUUGUCGUUGUUGGCUCGAGCGAUUGACCCCAAACAGACCAGCAUGAUGACAGAGAUUGUCAAAAUCCUCUCCGCUUGCUGCAUCAUCGGAGAGGAAAACAUCUUGGAUAAGAUUCUGGCUGCUAUGACAAUUGCUGCAGAAAGGAACAAUAAAGAGAGAUUUGCUCCAAUUGUGGAAGGACUGGAGAACCAUGAGGCCCAGCAGCUCCAGGUUGCCUGCAUGCAGCUGAUCAAUGCCCUGGUCACCUCCCCUGACGACCUGGACUUCAGGAUACAUUUGCGCAACGAGUUUUUAAGAUGCGGCCUAAAGAAGAUCCUUCCUGAGCUAAAAGAGACAGAAGAGCUGGACAUCCAGCUGAGGGUGUUCAAUGAGAACAAGGAGGAGGACUCGAUCGAACUCUCACAUCGCCUGGAUGACAUCCGCGCAGAGAUGGAUGAUAUGAAUGAGGUGUACCAUCUCCUGUCCAAUAUGGUGAAAGACACUGCCUCAGAGACCUACUUCCUGUCAAUCCUUCAGCACCUAUUGCUCAUCAGAAAUGACUAUUACAUCAGGCCUCAGUACUACAAGGUGAUAGAAGAGUGUGUGUCUCAGGUGGUCCUCCAUCGCAGCGGGAUGGACCCGGAGUUUGUCUAUAAUAAAAGAUUGGAUGUGGACUUCACCCACAUGAUUGAUCAGCUUGUGGAUAAAGCCAAAGUUGAAGAGAGUGAGCAGAAGGCAACAGAGUUCUCCAAAAAGUUUGAUGAAGAGUUCAGUGCACGGCAGGAGGCCCAAGCCGAAUCUCAAAAGAAGGAAGAAAAAAUCAAAGAGUUGGAGGGGAAGAUCCAAGCCCUGGAGUCCCAGAUUGCUACAGGCCUUACUGCAACUGGAGCACCACCUCCACCACUUCCAGGAGGUGCUGGAGUUCCACCACCACCUCCACCUCCUCCUCCCCCACCUGGUGGUGUUCCUCCACCUCCUCCACCUCCUCCACCUGUCCCUGGCCAUGCUGGCAUUCCGCCACCACCUCCUCCUCCACCGCCAGGUGGUGGACCACCCCCUCCCCCGCCACCACCUGGUUUUGGGCCUCCACCCCCGUUUGGAGGCCCACCAGGACCUCCGCCACCUCCUGGAUUUCCUGUUGUUAAGCUGCCUUAUGGACUGGAGCCCAAGAAGACCUACAAGCCUGAAACUGUCAUGAAGAGGGUCAACUGGACCAAGAUAGUGCCUCAGGAAAUGGCAGAGAAUUGCUUCUGGAUCAAAGUCAAAGAAGAGAAGUUUGAGAAUCCUGACCUAUUUGCUCAGCUUUCCCUCUGCUUCUCCUCACAGAGCAAAGGUAAGGAGGCAAAAGACCUGAAGGAUGAAAAUGAAGAAAAAGUGCCACAAUUUAAGAAAAAGGCAAAAGAGCUUCGUAUCUUGGAUGCCAAGACUGCACAGAAUCUUUCAAUUUUCUUGGGCUCGUUCCGCCUGCCUUAUGAAGAGAUCCGGGACAUUGUGCUCCAGGUAGACGAGGAGAGACUGAGUGAAUCACUCAUCCAGAACCUGAUAAAGAACCUGCCAGAGCAGAAAGAGCUGAAUGCGCUAGCAGAACUAAAGGGUGAAUAUGAGGAGCUUGUGGAGUCAGAGCAGUUUGGCAUUGUGAUGAGUUCAGUAAAACUCCUACGGCCACGUCUCAACGGCAUUCUGUUCAAGCUGACGUUUGAGGAGCAGGUGAAUAACAUCCGACCCGACAUCAUGAAUGUGACAUUUGCUUGUGAGGAGGUGAAGAAGAGUGAAGGUUUGAGCAAACUCCUGGAGUUGGUUUUGCUGGUUGGCAAUUACAUGAAUGCCGGCUCAAGAAACGCCCAAACCUUCGGUUUCAACGUCAGCUUCCUUUGCAAGCUCCGAGACACUAAAUCUGUCAGUCAGAAUACAACACUUCUUCAUUUCCUGGCUGAGAAGUGUGAAGAGAGCUACUCUGAAAUUUUGAGGUUUCCAGAUGAACUGGAGCAUGUGGAGAACGCUAGCAAAGUGUCCGCCGAGAUCUUAAAAAGCAGUUUGACCAACAUGGAACGGCACAUUCAGAGGCUUGAGAAUGACAUCGAAAACUUCCCCAAAACAGCCGAUGAACAAGAUAAGUUUGUGGAAAAGAUGUCUGGCUUCAGCAAGAGUUCCAGGGAGCAGUAUGAAAAAUUGUCCACCAUGCACAAGAACAUGCAGAAGCUGUAUGAAAAUAUAGGCAGUUAUUUUGCCUUUGACCCCCACUCGGUCAGUGUGGAAGAAUUCUUCGGAGAACUGGCCAACUUCCGCAUGCUCUUCAUGGAAGCAGUGAAGGAGAACCACAAGAAAAGGGAGAUGGAGGAGAAGAUCAAGAGAGCCAAGCUGGCGAAGGAGAAGGCAGAGCGUGAGAAGCAGGAGCGCCAGCAGAAGAAGAAGCAGCUGAUUGACAUGAACAAAGAGGGAGACGAAACCGGUGUGAUGGAUUCCCUGAUGGAGGCUCUGCAGUCAGGGGCCGCCUUCCGUGAUCGGCGAAAACGGACACCACGCAACGGUGAUCAAAGCCCUACCAGUCCAGCCCCGUGGUGGUCGGGUGCUAAUUAUGGUAACAGAACUCUAGACAACCGUCGUGCAGUCCUGGAAAGAUCUCGCUCACGGCACAACGCAAAUCACCAAGCUCGAUGAUCACCCGCGCCUACUAUAAGACGCUAGAUAAGUGCCAAAGAGGGCUGCGAGGAGGAGACCUAGAAGACAUCUGAAGGAGGGACAGACCACCCCUUACUGUGGCACAUACACAAACUCCAAGGAAUCCCACAUACACACAGCACCAAGUACAGAACAAACAAGCCUAAAGAAACUACACAGAACUGAAGAAUCAUUUUCAUCCAGUUCAUCAGACGUUUUGCAUAUUUAUUCAAGAAUCGUUCAUCACUUUAAAUGUUUGUCCUCUCUAGCUGGUUUGAUAUUAAAAACAAUACAUUUUAAGGUUACUGCAGAGAAAUGAAACGUUUUGAUUGUUUGAAAAUCCAUUUUCAUUCUUGCAAGUCUAAGCCUUCCACUUAAAUCCUUCUGUAAUCAAAAUACUUCACACUCAGAUUUGACGUGAAACAUGUAUUGAACAUUGCAGCGUACUGAAGAAAGAACUAAUGCCAAGAAGGACUGCAGAGUCGUUCAUUCCCGUGAACAUACCACACACCCUUUAUUUUGCAAACAAGCAGCGGGGCAGCUGUCCUCUAAAUGGAAAACAGGGAUUUAACACCCGUGUUGGCAAGCCUUCAACCUGCUGAUGUUUUCUCGAGCAGCUCCCCAAGCUCUUAUCAAAGAGGGAGUAGUUGUUUAAAAUUUCUUACUACCUCCUUCAACCAACAUCAAGACAGUUUUCACAACAGCCAGUUGUCUCCAUAAAUCAGCUCAUUGCAUAUACCACAAAGCCACAAGAGCUGGCCCCCGUCUGUACCGAUAUUUCAGAGCUUGUGACUCAUGGAUUUUGAAACUGUAAUCUCCAUUUUGACAAGAUGCAUUUUAUUUUUAGUUGUGUAAUAUCUAACUUUGCCUUUGGGUGCUGAUCUGUCCCAAGGUCGCUUUUGCUUCUAACAUGAGAGACUGACACAUUUUUAAAUGCAUCUAACUGCCUGGAGGAGCUAACAUGAACUUUUUGACCUUUCCUGUGAUCAGGUGUUCAGCAAGGGAACAAAACGACAACAUUACCAUCAUUUUAUUAUUAAUCUGUUUGAAAUACAAUAAAGGCACAGGCCGAAAAUUAAUCUAUCUGUAAACUAGCAGUAAAAGGUUUGCACUUUUCUUUCAUUUGGUUUUUAAACACUGGAAUCUCCAGAAAAAGAAAGAAAGAAAUUAUGGAAAAUUUUGAACCAGGUUAAAAUAACAAGUGCUUAUGUAAGCAACCUGUUGCAGUAGUUACUGAAAGGCAGUGCUGUCACCAGUGCCUGACGUAGGACUCGUCUCUAUGACUACAAAACAAAAACGAGGCUUGCAAUCUAACAUGUGGUUAACUUUGUGAAAGGGUCCGUUUUAUCCCAAAUGUUGACCUUUUCCCAAACCUAACUGAAAAACAGAAUAUAUAUUUUAUAUAAAUAUGUAAAAACCCUCGUAGGUUCCAAAACAUUUAAAUUCAUCUGACUGAAUGUAUGAGGUCAAACAGGGUUUUAAGACCACCAAGAGGUGGGAUUUGUGUGAUUCUUCUACCUGGACAAACUCCUCCAAACAGCCACCUGGUGUGUGGCGUUUGUGUACGUGAUAGUUGAAACUUUGCUGUGAGCUUGUUUCUCUGUAUGGGCUCACUGUCACACAGUUUCACGUGAACUAUUUAUUCAUGUAUUCAUGCCUAGGGUGGCCCUUGUUCCCUUACUUCCCUAAACUGUAAGCAGAUGCUACUAAAAACAACCGCUGAAUCCACAUGGAGACCGGGCACGAGCAGAAUUAUCGACUGAGGGGCACAGUAGACAAGAUGAUCCUUGUCUUGGAAAGCGAGUCUCCGAACGCCCUCCGAUUCCCCGGCACUAAGGGCACGAGCAAUCAUUUUACCUUAAGACAGGUUACCACACUAAUAACAGAACUCAGCUGUAGGCUUUGUGUGUCUGUGUGUGUCUGUGUGGGGCAAUCGUCUGUGUGCACCAUGCCAGCUCAGUAAUCGGAACAGGAACUCGGGCAAAAUAGGAUUCCAUGUGCUCGACUCCUGGGCUGAAUAGAUGGAGAUUUUUUUCAUUUAAACAAUCUGCCAGUGCAGCUUAUGAUGUGUCUGUUUCAUGAUGCCUCCUCUCCCAGCCUGCGCACUUCUAAAAAUGCAAUUUUACACAUCAUCUCGGCUCAAGGUGCACCCACAAUACUCUGAGACGUCUGCAUAUUUAAUUCUCCUCUGAAUAUAAGGUUUGAGCAGUCAUACAGAGAAAGCAGAGAGAAUGAGGUUUCUGCAUUGAUGGCAGUUUUAAAGACGUGUUGCACACAGCGCAGAGAUUGCAGUGAUUUUUCUUUCUUGCCCUUUGCCCUCAGCACAGUUUCAAGCAAUUAAUAACAGCUAUUGUUUUAUCAGUCGUCCAACUACAGUGAUAUUUAGUGCUUUAUGAUUGGAUACUGUGUAUGCUAAAACAACAAGUGGUUUGUGGUCAGCAGUAACACAAAAUUUGACUGAAUUAUUCUUUUUUUGCUCAUUUUAAACAACUUUCUUCCACAUUUGCCAAGUGUUUGUUUAGCUUUUUUUCUCUAAACUAUAAAAAAAGACUGUACAGACAAAAGCUUUUCUAAAACUGUAAUUGUUAUUUCAACUUUGAUCCAAUUAAGUCAUUCAGAGUAGGAAAUUUGAUGUUAUUAUGAUAGUCAAGUGUUAUUUCUUAUCGAAACACUGGUGCAUCUUUUUAGAGAUGUCAUUUAAAAAUCUGUUUUGUAAUGAUUCUGCAAUGUUUGCCAUUAUAGAAGUUCCAGAUCAUCAGUGUUCACCUUGAAUACGUUUGGUGUUUUUGAAUGAUAACAAUGAGUGAAAACAAGACGCUUCUACAACGACAACAUUUCCAUCGUCCCUGUGAGUGAUUCAUGUGUUUCUCCCCCACACCAUCUCGUAGAAUAUUCAGAAUAAUGUGUUUUUUCCUAGAAGAAUAGUAGAGAGUCCAUUGACAAUGAACCCGAAUUGGUCUGCCGUGUUAUUGUAGAAAUCAGCAUAUCGGCCCAUCCUCUUACUGGUUGUUACUAACAAACCUCAGCUGAUGAUGUUCUCAUUGUAAUGGUAAGAAUGGCGAGGCAGGGGUAUAAAGGUAAAGGUGCCAUUUCUCUGCAGUGGCAAGUGAUUAAAUGAAAAGUUUGAAAUGUUACUUACACUCACUGACUGCGCACUUUACCUCACAAGUUAUUCUGCUCAGGCGGAGAAAGAUUUGUUUAAGAUUCGUAAAUACAACAUUGCCACUAACAGAGUGAACUAUUUGCAAAGCAUUUCCUUUGGUAAAUAGUUCCCAGCUGCCACAUAUCCAGUUCUUUCCGACUUUGUUAGCGCUUACUAUUGAUUUGUGGAAGAACAAUUGUGGCUGAAUCAACAAACAAUGUUCAUAACUGUUGACAAACCCUGUCCAACCAUGGUGUGUAAGCUGCCAUAUCCCUGCCUACCUUUCUUGUUGUCACCGAGUAUGUUUUAUUGUCAUAAGAAACAUUUAUAUUUGUAACAUUUUAAGUUUAUUUGUAUCCUUAGAAACAUGAAGAAGCAAAAUGGUUAUGCACACUGUCCUUCCAUAAACUAUGUAAUGGAAUAUGAUACUAAAUAAUAACCACUUUGUUAUAUAAACACAUUUCUGUGC
This is a messenger RNA of Pundamilia nyererei, 7341 nucleotides long. RefSeq names its product diaphanous-related formin 2 (gene diaph2). The coding region runs from base 374 to 3730 and encodes 1118 amino acids. Gene Ontology annotation, cellular component: actin filament. Gene Ontology annotation, molecular function: small GTPase binding; actin binding. The transcript has 29 exons. The record is from RefSeq and is a predicted model, not a curated record. Gene Ontology annotation, biological process: actin filament polymerization; actin cytoskeleton organization. NCBI's taxonomy places the organism in Eukaryota, Metazoa, Chordata, Actinopteri, Cichliformes, Cichlidae.